Rhopilema esculentum is the source of this 2856-nucleotide messenger RNA. RefSeq names its product nucleoside hydrolase. Gene Ontology annotation, molecular function: hydrolase activity, hydrolyzing N-glycosyl compounds. The record is from RefSeq and is a predicted model, not a curated record. NCBI's taxonomy places the organism in Eukaryota, Metazoa, Cnidaria, Scyphozoa, Rhizostomeae, Rhizostomatidae.
GGCCCCCCAUUCGUCGGAGUCCUAGUUAUUAAAAGAAAUACUCAAAAAGUAAGUCAAUCAAAUGUUGAAAAAAUAAGCCAUUGCAAUGACUUCACGUCGUUACAUGAGAAAUUCAGACACUGAUCCAUUUGGAUUGAAUCGAUCUGACCCAUUUGGAAUAUCGUGUGAACAGAAGGCCUAUCCGAUAUUAAAAGCGAUCCGAUACGAAAUGAAUCCGACCGGUAUCGUGUGAACAGGGCCUAACUUAUAUCGUGAUUCGUGAUCAACACAUACUAAUAACAUAAACGGAAGCUAAUUAACAGGACAAUACGAGCGUCACACUACAUAUUGAAAGACAAACAUAUUGCCAUAAAAAGGCGUUAACUACACAACAGGAGUUAACAGAACAUGCGAUUUUAACACGCAACGGGAACAUUACUAAUUUGAAUAAAUAUAAAAUCCAAACCGUACAUCAUCAUCAUCAUCAUCAUCAUCAUCUUCAAUUAAAUUAACUACAAUACAAUUUAAUACUUAGUAACAUAGUCUCUUUACUUUUCUGUUUUACAUUCAGGUCAAAGCAGUGUAAACCAAAAAUGAACAGUCAAAAAGUUAAACUGAUCAUUGAUACAGAUCCAGGCUUUGAUGAUGCAAUGGCCAUAGGAGUGGCAAUGAGAUGGCCUAAUGUAGAGCUGCUAGCUUUAACAUGUGUUAAUGGCAAUGUUCCCUGUUGGCAAACCUCCUUGAAUGCUUUGAAAAUUAGGCAGUUGUUUGAAAGGAAGGAUGUUCCUGUUUUCAAAGGAGCAGAAUUUCCAAUAUUCACUCAGUACAAACAUGAAGCAUCAUAUUGGCAUGGUACUGACGGCCUGUUAGAUGUAACAGACUAUAUAAAAGUUGAUAAGAAUGAGCUAGAAGAGAAAGACGCUGUGAGUAGCAUAAUUGACAUAGCAACAAAGCAUAAAGGCGAAGUGACAUUGUUAGCGAUUGGACCACUUACAAAUCUUGCCCUAGCUGUUAGGAUUAGGCCCGAUUUGCCAAAGCUAUUGAAAGAAGUCGUUAUUCUUGGUGGUAACUACACUGGCCUAGGCAAUCAGACAAGAACUGGGGAAUUUAAUUUUGUAGCUGAUCCCCUUGCUGCACGAAUCGUGUUAGAGGAGUACACAUGCCCUAAGUAUGUUGUUCCGUGGGAAGCAGUGCUGGAUCAUCCUUUUUCAAGUACGUUUGAGAAAAUCUAUUGUGGGAAAGACAAUGAAAGAUCGAGAUUUUUUAAGAAACUAGGCCAAAUCCUCUGUGGUAUGCAUGAAUUGACUUCGAUAGAGAGUGCUGACUCUCUGGCAGUGUGCGUAGCACUUGACAAGGAAGGGGUUAUUGCUGAAAAAUUCGACACCUUUGCAACAGUUGAGUUUUUUGGAGAACAAACACAUGGCAUGAUGGUCGUGGAAAGAAGACGCACAGAGCACAGACAUGGAGUAGGAAAUGAAAGCAAUAUCCGGAUUGUUACAAAACUUAAUAUGGAAAGGGUUGAAGAAAUGCUCAUCCACUCAGUGUCUUAAUAUCACAUUGGGUUCAACACGAAAGCGGAACGUCAAAAUUCAAAUGGUUCUUAAGGUAAAAUAGGUUAAUGUUUUAAUGGAAAGGAAAACAGUCGCAAGCUUACAAAAUGUUUUCUUGGAACCUUAAGUUUUUAUUGUUUACUUAGAAUCUGACCAUUAUCUUUUAACGCUUAGAAUUUAAUAUACAAGUAGUUGUAAUUGUUAGUUAUCUUAGUAAUUUCAAACUGUCGAUCUCCCAAUUCUUAUUGUAAUAUCAACUCAAGAGACAGGCAAAGCAGUGCCUUUUGAUAUGCUGGUUGAAGUUUGUGAAGAAAUUUUUCUGGUUUUUCUUUUCUACUGCUGGUAGUUUAACAAAUAGGUCUGAAAAAUUGACGAAAUGAAUCCAUUACUCAGAUUCAGUUAGCUUUUUGUGUGUUGUUCUGCAGUUCGUUCAAAUGAUAUCAUUGAUACGAUUUUUCAUGCAACCUUCGUAAAUAAAAUAGUCAUUUGGAAAGCAUUAAUCAGAGGCGCAGUCACAACUGCAUGACUUUGUUGCAAUAAUGAUUUCUUUUGUAACAAGUUGAAACAUUUAUUAAUUAUGCAAAGAUCUUUAUACCUAAAUAAGUCUUAAUGUUUUUUAUAACGUAAAGAAGUUGAAGUAUAAGAAGUAUAAGUUUCCUGAAGAAAGUAGGAAACAUAAAAACAACAAAAAAUAAUAAAGAAAAUUUGAGUAAGUUGCCAGGGCAGGACUCGAACACGUGAAGCAAAGCUUCUUCUCUUAGGGUUAUAAAAGAAACAAGCGAUUAAAUACUGCUGUAGAAACUAGGUUUGUUAGAGAUGAAUUACAUUGCAUUUUUAUUUGCCAUGCACCACCCCCAUCCUCAUAUACAAGGUCAGAAGCAUAGGUUUAUUGAUACCAACGUUACGGCUGUACUAAGAGUGAUUAUUUUUAAGAGACUGAUGCAAGCUGAACAAGAUUAUGCACUUCAUAGAUUAGCAACAUAUCUAAAAACAAUAUUUUCACAAAUAAGAAAAUUUUACCAAAACUUGGUAAUAGAAAAAGGAAUGACUUUGAAAAAUUGCAAACUAGCCUUCAAAUUUAGUGUUGAGAAUUAGCGUUCAGUAUUUUGUAUCAAUUUUCAUAGAUUCUCUACGGCUGUUCAAAUGCUGAAAGUAAAGUAUAAUCUGCAGAGCUGCCAGAUUGAACAACAAAUUUACAAUAGAAACAACGCAAUGGUCUUUUUAGGUGUAAAUCUAGGAGCUUCGUAUACGUAACUAUAAUUUCGCCCAAAAGGGUGUUUCCCGUUCAUCGAGCUUCUGUUCUUCAACAUGAUUUUCAAACCCUUAC